Messenger RNA from Acanthochromis polyacanthus (spiny chromis), 2841 nucleotides. RefSeq names its product doublecortin domain-containing protein 2-like. Gene Ontology annotation, biological process: intracellular signal transduction; dendrite morphogenesis; regulation of cilium assembly. Gene Ontology annotation, cellular component: axoneme; microtubule; kinocilium. Lineage: Eukaryota; Metazoa; Chordata; Actinopteri; Pomacentridae. The record is from RefSeq and is a predicted model, not a curated record.
CGAUGCGCAACACGCAUGCACCGCAGCGGAGGGGGAUUCUGCAAAACUUAAGGGUGGAUGACAUUUGGAACUCUGGAACACAUCAACACUUUCAUGCAUGUGCUCACAAUUUUGAUCAGUAACUUUCCUCGUGUGCAGCUUGUUACGCGCAAACAGAGACGUGCGUGCCGCGUUUUCUUGCUCCACUCCACUGAUCCACUCAACUCUGAACAUUUAACAGGGAUGCAGCAGCUCUAAUGACAUUAUAAUGGCCUAUUGGCUGUUGUUUCGCAAUUGGGAUCAAGCUGUUGUGAGCUGAUUAAAGCGAAUAUUUAUCUUUGUUGCGCUGCCUUUUUUUUUUCGCUUUACGCACGAAGAUGAGCUCGGAGAAGCCCAACUUUCUGUCGCAGCCCGUGGUGAAGAACCUUUUCAUGUUUCGGAACGGGGACCCCUACUACGAGGCUCGCCGGAUAGUGAUCAAUGAAAAGAGAGUGUGCAACUUUGAGACUUUACUCAGAGAAGUCACCGGCGGGAUACAAGCGCCGUUCGGAGCGGUGAGAAACAUCUACACGCCGAGAGGAGGACAUAAGGUGGACUGCUUGGAGAACCUGCAGAGCGGGGAGCAGUACGUGGCUGCUGGGAGGGAAAGAUUCAAAAAGCUGGAUUAUCUGCAGAUUGGUUCCAGAAAGAAAAGGAUGCUGCAGACUCUUCCCGUGCAGGCCAGACCGCUGCCACAGAACAGAAUCAUUGUGUCAGCUCGAUUCCUGAAACCUAUUAAGGAGCCGUGCACAGUUUUCGUGGUGGCUAAUGGGGACGUCCUGAACCCUGCAAUGAGGCUGCUGAUCCACCAGAGGAUGCUGGGACAGUUUGACAAAAUACUUGAAAUGAUCACAGAGAAGAUGGGCUUGAGAGUCCUGGGGGGUGUGCGAAGUCUCUACACCUACGAAGGCCACCAGGUGAGCAAUGGGAAUCAGCUGGAGAGCGGUCAGCUUUAUGUGGCUGUGGGCAGAGAAAGGUUUAAGAAGCUUCCCUACAGUGAUUUACUCUUCACUAAACCCAGAGGAACGAGGAGGGUCAGAGGAAUGAAAGCUUACUCUCUACCACCCAUCUACAGAUUCUCCAAGCAAAGUGUGAAUAAUAAGUCUUUGGUUGGGUGCAGUGACAGCGGAGAUGGAGAAUCCAAAGCUUCUCCUCCAAACCACAAUGGCACCAGUAAGGAGCAUCUGUCCUCCAUCGUCAGAGAGAUCUCUCAGGCCAGACUGCUGUCAAUGAGGAAGAGGAGGAGUGGACAGAGCCUAACUCUCGACACAGCUGAAAAUGAUGAUGUGGAAUCAAAGGCUGAUGAUGGAAAUGCUGAAGGCAAACCUCCCCAAGACCAGCCAGAUAAAGCGAAACUUAAUACCGACGAUGCAAAGGAGGAGAACGGGGAAAAGGCGGAAGAGAAGGAGGAGGAGGCUGCUUCUGAAAACACCGAAGAGGAAGAUGCUUCCCCCAACAAAGAGGACAAGAAGGAAGAGCAGGAGACAAAAAAAGAGAGAGGAGACGAGAAGAAGGAAGCCGAUGAGCAAAAUGAUGGAGAAGCAACAGCAGCAGAUGAGCAGAAAGUGGAGGGGGUGAAUGAAGAAGUGAAAGAGGAGGUCAGAGACGAGAGUAAGGAGGAGGUUAAAAGUGAGGAGCAAGGAUCUGACAGUGAUACGACCCAGGACAGUGAAGAGAAACAGGGGGACCAUACGUCUUCUGAGGGUGAAAAGGAGCAAGACAAAGAUAUAGAAGAGAAGAAGGCAGACAUAGACAGUGGCAGUGGUAGUGGUGGUGGUGAGGGGGAGAAGAGCAGGAAGGACAACGCUAAUGAUGUAGACACAGGGGAGGAAGUGAAGGAGUCGGAAAACAGCAGUGACCCAGAGAAGACUGAGCCGGAUAGCGAGACAAAAGAGAACGAUAAUGGCAGGAGCAGCAGUAGCACCAGCAACCAAGAAGAGGCAGAGGAUGUGAGCAAAAUAAAAGACGAGCAACCAGAAGAGAGGAAGGUGAACGGAGAGGUCAGCGGAGAAGACGACGAGGUGGAAAGUGAAGCGGAGCUGGAUGUGAAGGGGAAGAAUUCAUCUACUACUGAAGAGGCCACAGAAAACAGAGAGAAAGAGGAAGAUAAAGAGAGUCGAGGCAAAAGUGGAAAAGCAAAGAAUUAGGAAAGAAAAAAUGUCAGACUCGUUGGAUGCUGGAACUAGAGAGCAAUACAAACCCUUAAAAUAAUGAAGGUGGCAGAGGGGAUUCACAGAAAGCAAAGCAGGGCUCCACUGCAAUGAGACAUGUCACGAGAUGGUUUUGUAGAAGCUGCAGAAAGAAAAGAAUGCUGAGCUAAAUAAAAAAGAAAAAUUGGCUGACCGGCUUGAAAAAUUAGCAAGUAUGAUAUCGAGUAUGUAUUCAUCAUAACUAUCAUGUAUAAAACAGGCUAAAUACAGAAAAGCUUAUCGUAAUAUGUCUUCAUUUUGAAUUAUGACAUGCUGUCAGGUUUCUUUACCGUCUCACAUUUGAACCCCAAGUUGUUUGUUUAUUUCCAACAGGUACAAUUCUGCUAGCAUCUUGUUUUUAUGUAUGAUUUUGUAUGCAUGGUAUGUUUGAAUAUUUUCCAAAGCAACUGUCACAAUUGAAAUUUUGUAGCUGGGUGUAAUAAGCCGUGAGGAAAUGAAAAAUGUGUAAUACUGUAUGUGUCCGAAAGAUAAGUUACGUGAAGAAUUUGUUUAAAAGUCUUACUUUUUCAACUGUUUCCCAUCAGAACUAUUUACUUCAGUAGUCACAAUGGCUAAUGCAUAUUUGUUUAUUUAUAUCUACCUGCAACUGAAAAAUAAAUCUAAAAUGACAGUU